Etheostoma spectabile (orangethroat darter) is the source of this 2418-nucleotide messenger RNA. It is a transcript of the gene rhpn1, whose product is annotated as rhophilin, Rho GTPase binding protein 1. The record is from RefSeq and is a predicted model, not a curated record. The transcript has 16 exons. Gene Ontology annotation, molecular function: protein binding. Gene Ontology annotation, biological process: negative regulation of stress fiber assembly; signal transduction. NCBI's taxonomy places the organism in Eukaryota, Metazoa, Chordata, Actinopteri, Perciformes, Percidae. Bases 212 to 2272 code for a protein of 686 amino acids.
AGCUCUCGCAGCUGCAAACAAGUGAGAAAAAAAGCAAGCGGAGGAGGUGCUAGCAUAAUGUAAUGAGUUGAAACUGGGUUGUUUUGAGGAGUAAAAAGUUGUUUUAUUCACUCUACGGUUGACUGAACAUUGGACCUUGGUGUUCACUUGGAGUUAUACAACGUUGGGAGAAAUGUAGGGGCUUUGUGGCCGCAUUUGUCUUUGCCUUACGAUGGAGGAACCUGCGACAAGAGAGUCGGAGAUGUCGCUGUCAGACGGUCCCUCGGACGACGAAAUGCCGUUAACGUUACCCGCAGAGGGCAGCCACAGUGGGAGCAUCCGCAAGGGAUGUGAUCCCUUCGCCCAGACUCAGCGCAGUAAGCUGCAGCACCGGCGAGCUCGCAUCAACCAGCAGAUCAACAAGGAGAUGCGCAUGAGAGCCGGAGCAGAGAACCUGUUCAGAGCAACAACCAACAACAAGGUGAAGGAGACGGUGGCUCUGGAGCUCAGCUUUGUCAACUCCAACCUGCAGCUGCUCAAAGAGGAGCUGGAGGAGCUCAACAGCAACAUGGAGGUCUACCAGACAGACAGUGAGGCUAUCAACGUUCCCAUGAUCCCACUCGGACUAAAAGAAACCAAAGAGGUGGACUUCACAGUUUCUAUCCAGGACUUCAUCUGUGAGCACUACGGAGAGGACAGCGCUCUGUACGACAAGGAGAUUAAGGAGCUUAUGGAGCUCAGACAGGCCAUGCGGACACCCAGUCGUAACCAGGCCGGCCUGGAGCUCCUGAUGGAGUACUACAACCAGCUGUACUACCUGGACCAGCGCUUCUUCCCUCAACACAGGAACCUGGGUGUGCACUUCCACUGGUAUGACUCUCUGACAGGUGUCCCAUCGUGUCAGCGUACGUUGGCCUUUGAAAAGGGAAGUGUGUUGUUUAACAUCGGUGCCCUGUACACACAGAUCGGAGCACGGCAGGACCGCUCUGUAACAGCUGGCAUAGACCAAGCUGUAGAUGCCUUUCAGAGAGCUGCAGGUGCAUUUAAUUACCUUAAAGAGAAUUUCUCCAACGCUCCCAGUCUGGACAUGAGUGGUCCGUCGCUCUGCAUGCUGGUAAGACUAAUGAUUGCCCAGGUGCAGGAGUGUGUAUUUGAGCGUGUCACACUCACCACACAGGACACACACUUCACUUCCCAACUCCGCCUGGCGCAAGAGGCUGCACGGGUGUCAGACGUCUACAUGUUAGUUCAGCAGACCAUGACGCAGCCCCUGAUGAAGGACUACGUGCCGUUUUCUUGGGCCUCCAUGGUUCAGGUCAAAUCUGAACACUUCCGCGCUCUCUCGCACUACUAUGCUGCUGUUGCACUCUGUGAUCACACGUUGUCUGCUGAGGAGGACGAGGGUGAUGAGGAAGCAGAGAAGGCUUUCCUCCAGUUCUAUGUCAACGUUCCUCCAGGGCCAACACUCAGCCAGGUGUUACGAGACCCUGAAAGAAGAAGAAAGCUUGGUAAAGCUCACCUGCGGCGUGCAGUAAUCAGACAUGAGGAGGCCAUGCGUGUCCACAGUCUGUGUAAGAUCCUGAGGAAGAUGGACAUCCUGCAGGAUGUGCUGUCUCUCACACACAAACGCUCUUUGGACAAGUACUCAGAACUGGACAGAGAGGACGACUUUGAUGAAACUGCAGAGGCUCCAGAGAUUCAGUCUCAAACCCAUCAGAAACCAGAAAUCACUCCAAUCAACUUCUCUACAGUCCAAGUUACUGAUAUCUUCCAAAGACUGGGGCCUCUGUCAGUGUUUUGUGCCCGGGCUCGCUGGGGUCCGGUACGUGUGAUCUGCCUGCAGAGGAGAGAGGGCGGACUGGGUCUCACGCUCAGAGGAGACUCCCCCGUCCUGGUGGCUGGAGUGGUGCCUGGAGGCUGUGCAGCGGAGGCCGGCUUAAGAGAAGGAGACUACAUAGUAGCGGUGGAUGGACAGGACUGUAAAUGGGCCAAACAUGGCGAGGUGGUCCACAUGCUAAAGAGCUGCAGCGACAGAGGAGCAGAGCUCGGUGUGGUCACAUUACACUCCCACGAUACACAGCAGGUGGAGAGGAGGGCCAUCAUGCUAUCACUAGGCAGCGAUAAGGAAAACACUCGCCAGCGUCUGCUGGUUGGAGCUAAGGGCCAGAGCUCUGCCUCCUUGUUGAACUGGAACAGGAAGAAGAAGAGGGAGGGAAGUGGGGUCACCAAGAGACUAGGAAGCACUUUCAGUUUGUCUUUUGGAAGCGUCCGAGACACGGAGGCCAUGUACUGAGACGUGAGGCCAGAGGAACCACUCAGGGAAUCACAGCAGCGGCGCACAAGGUACGAUCAGGACCGCAUUCAGACUGCCGGUAGUGCUGCACCAGGAAGCAUCAGCAGGGGGGGCUGCACCAGGAAGCAUCAGCAGGGGGGGGCUGC